This is a messenger RNA of Misgurnus anguillicaudatus (oriental weatherfish), 2615 nucleotides long. The record is from RefSeq and is a predicted model, not a curated record. NCBI's taxonomy places the organism in Eukaryota, Metazoa, Chordata, Actinopteri, Cypriniformes, Cobitidae.
CAUCUCAUCUCAUCUAAAGCACACUGAGAGAGAGAGAGAGAGAGAGAGAGAGAGAAGCUCGUGCAUCGGUGUCUGAUAUGCCUGUAAUAAGUCUGGGGCUGCUUCAAUGGACCUUCAGUGUUUUAAUGAUACUCAUCAUCUUUCAGAGUGUUUGUCUCAUCUUCAACACAACCAACUCACAGGACAGCGGGGAUGAAAUGACAGACACGCUGUAUCAGUUUCACUGUGCCAAACUCAGAGCAAAGUUUUCUGUCAUCAGUCCGGCAAAAAGUAUGAAUAUCAAGAAAUUCACUCAGGAUGUGUCAGAUUUACUGAACUGUCCUUACAGCUCAAACGUAAUCGAGCAGGAACUAAACAGGGUCAAUCUGAAGUUUUGUUGUAAUGCUACAGAAACUUUAUUUCUCACCAAACACAACACAGCUGUCAAUCAAGAGAUUCAGUAUGAAAACAAUAUUAAACAAAUACACAAAAUGGAUGCAAAACUUCACAAGAUGUUGCCUAAGGACAUUCCCUGGAUUUCUGGUGGUUUGGGUCGCUGUGCUGUGGUGGGAAGCGGUGGGAUUUUACAGAACAGUAGCUGUGGACAAAAGAUUGACAGUGCAGACUUUGUCAUACGGUUUAAUUUGGCGACUCUUAAUGUCACUGAUGUUGGUGUGAAGACGCAUCUAGUCACCAUUAAUCCCAGUCAGAUUGAGAAAAAUUACAGAGAUCUGGAGAAAAACGCAAGUUCACUGGUGGAACGAGUCCGUGUGUACGGGAACGCUCACCUCAUCAUCCCGGCCUUCGCCAAAGUGUCCAACACCAAGUGGUCUCUCCAGACUCUUCGGGCCCUUCGGCCGGUCAGACCUCAGCAGCCGGUCGUGUUCUUCAGUCCCUCUUACCUGCGGACGUUGGACCGGUUCUGGAAGGAGCGUGGCCUGAAGGAGAUCCGCCUCUCGACGGGGUUUAUGAUGAUCAACGUGGCUUUGGAGCUGUGCAAGGACGUGGACGUUUACGGAUUCUGGCCGUUCGACACAGACUUGCAGCUGCGGCCGCUUCCUUACCAUUAUUAUGAUGAGAUGCGCCCGAGCCGCUACAUGCACGCCAUGCCGGAGGAGUUCAUGCGUCUGCUGCAGAUGCACAGCCAGGGGGCGCUGACAUUACACUUGCAGAAGUGCUCUUAACAAAUACACAUUGACAUCUGCUGGUACUCAAUGCAUCUCCACCAAACCUAAAGGAUUCAUGCAAAUUAAUAUGUUUACUGUUUGAAUGCUGAACGCUCUAGAGUUUUGUUGCUUUUAAAUUAUAUAAUGCCUAUUUUUACAAGAUGUAAUAUAAGUCUCAGGGGUGUCCAAAAUGUUUCUGUGAUGUUUCAGCUCAAAAUACCUCACAGAUCAUUUAUUAUAGCCUCUCAAUAGUGUCCCUGUUUUUGGUUGAAGAAAAGGUUUGCACAUGAAGGCAGGAUGAAAUGAAUGCUCUUUAAUAUUUAUAUUUCUUUGAAUGUCAGUUUAUGCACGAAUUUCUGUGAGCUGUGAACAAUGUGCCCCCUUAAAAAAAUUGGUGGAUCUACACACACACACGCACGCACGCACACACAAUGUCUCUAGGUGAUAGUUUGUUUCUUUUUUCUUUGUCUGUCUGUCUGUUUAUUUGUUUGUUUCUGAUGAUGGUGAAUCUGUUAACACAACUAAAUAAUUAUUAUCAUACAUUGUCAAAGUGUGCAAAUAAAGCCUUUGAUUUUUUUGUAAGAAUUUGACAGGUUGGCAUGUUUUUUAAAUGUAAAUAAUGUCAACUCCAGAUUGUCUUGUAUGACAUUUUGGGUUAAUUUUCGAGUACAGUUUUUCUCCAGUGUUCAGAUCUGAUUGGUGUGUCCGUCUUAUAUAAUCUGCAUUAUUUCCUUUUCUAUCUGAGAGAUUUUGCCAGUGAAGAAACUGUGUCAUUAGUGUCUAACUGGACUUUAGAGUCAUAAAACGAGUAAAUGAUUAAUUUGACUACAGAUGAGUUCAGACGGCUACAGGUUUCUCACACAUCAGUACUUCUAAGACAUUAAACCUCCUGACAGCUGUACGGAUUCAUGUAAGUGUUGUGUGUUAUGAAGGAAAGCUGAUGAGCUGCCAUUAAUCGUCAUUAAACCGCAUGAUCGGAGAGCAAUGGAGGACAAUAAGACUGAUCGUGUAAACCCACCCACAACAACCCCACCCGCCACGCCCACUUCACCAGUGUCUUCUGAACAGCCAAUGGGUUUAAGCAGUCCAGAGUUAUUAAGGGAAAUAAAACACCCUCCUGUUCUCAAACGUGUUUCUCCACAGACGGGACUUAAGACGAUCUUCUAUGGACGAGGACGACCUAAACAGGAGGAAACGAACGAAUCAAAAACCUCAUGAUGAAACUCCACCCUCUACAAAACGCUGCCCUGUCAUUGGCAGUUUGACCUGCCAAUCAUUUCUAACCUGUCCAUCAAUGGAAGGAGGAAAAAACACCUUUUUUAUAUUGUGUAAACUUCAUUCAUGACUUUGUCUUGAAUUGAUUUAUGAUGUGUUUGUGUUCUUAAUAGAGACUCUUAAGUGCACACUUGUGUUGUGUUUGUCAUUAACACUGUAGGCUACUACACAAUAAAACUCAUAACUACUAAAACA